Messenger RNA from Octopus sinensis (East Asian common octopus), 2073 nucleotides. Its product is annotated as keratin-associated protein 16-1-like. The record is from RefSeq and is a predicted model, not a curated record. NCBI's taxonomy places the organism in Eukaryota, Metazoa, Mollusca, Cephalopoda, Octopoda, Octopodidae. Bases 1 to 2073 code for a protein of 690 amino acids. The transcript is spliced from 2 exons.
AUGACAAAUUUCAGGAUUUAUUCCAGAGUGACAGUAACAAACAUAGAUGCACACAGCCAUAAAAAUAUAUUUAAUUCAAAGAUUUAUCGAGUCUGUGAUCUGAAGAAGAACAUGAAGAAUGUAAGGCGUCCUGUCGUCCUGCCGUCCUGUCAUCCUGCCGUCCUGUCGUCCUGCCGUCCUGUCGUCCUGCCGUCCUGUCGUCCUGCCGUCCUGUCGUCCUGCCGUCCUGUCGUCCUACCGUCCUAUCGUCCUACUGUUCUGCAGUCAUGUCGUGCUGUCGUCUUGCCGUCCUGUCGUUCUGCCGUCCUGUUGUCCUUGCUGUCCUGUCUUCCUGCCGUCUUGUCGUUCUGCCCUCCUCUCGUCCUUGCUGUCCUUUCGUCCUUGCUGUCCUCUCGUCCUUGCUGUCCUGUCGUCCUGCCGUCCUGUCGUCCUACCGUCCUGUCGUCCUGCCGUCCUGUCGUUCUGCCGUCCUCUCGUCCUUGCUGUUCUGUCUUCCUGCCGUCCUGUCGUCCUACCGUCCUGUCGUCCUGCCGUCCUGUCGUUCUGCCGUCCUCUCGUCCUUGCUGUCCUGUCUUCCUGCCGUCCUGUCGUCCUACCAUCCUUGCUGUUCUGUCUUCCUGCCGUCCUGUCGUCCUGCCGUCCUGUCGUCCUGCCGUCCUGUCGUUCUGCCGUCCUCUCGUCCUUGCUGUCCUGUCUUCCUGCCGUCCUGUCGUCCUACCGUCCUAUCGUCCUUGCUGUUCUGUCUUCCUGCCGUCCUGUCGUCCUACCGUCCUAUCGUCCUACCGUCCUGUCGUCCUGCCGUCUUGUCGUCCUGCCAUCCUGUCGUUCUUCCGUCCUGUCGUCCUUGUUGUCCUGUCUUCCUGCCGUCCUGUCGUUCUGCCGUCCUGUCGUCCUUGCUGUCCUGUCUUCCUGCCGUCUUGUCAUCCUACCGUCCUAUCGUCCUACUGUUCUGCAGUCAUGUCGUGCUGUCGUCCUGCCGUCCUGUCGUCCUGCCAUCCUGUCGUCCUGCCGUCCUGUCGUCCUUGCUGUCCUGUAUUCCUGCCGUCUUGUCGUCCUACCGUCCUAUCGUCCUACUGUUCUGCAGUCAUGUCGUGCUGUCGUCCUGCCGUCCUGUCGUCCUGCCAUCCUGUCGUUCUGCCGUCCUCUCGUCCUUGCUGUCCUGUCUUCCUGCCGUCCUGUCGUCCUACCGUCCUAUCGUCCUUGCUGUUCUGUCUUCCUGCCGUCCUGUCGUCCUACCGUCCUAUCGUCCUUGCUGUCUGUCUUCCUGCCCCGCCUUUCGUACGUCCGUCCUAUCGUCCUACCGUCCUGUCGUCCUGCCGUCUUGUCGUCCUGCCAUCCUGUCGUUCUUCCGUCCUCUCGUCCUUGCUGUCCUGUCUUCCUGCCGUCCUGUCGUACUGCCGUCCUGUCGUUCUUGCUGUCCUGUCUUCCUGCCGUCUUGUCGUUCUGCCCUCCUCUCGUCCUUGCUGUCCUUUCGUCCUGCCGUCCUGUCGUCCUGCCGUCCUGUCGUUCUUCCGUCCUCUCGUCCUUGCUCUCCUGUCUUCCUGCCGUCUUGUCGUCCUACCGUCCUAUCGCCCUUCUGUUCUGCAGUCAUGUCGUGCUGUCGUCCUACCGUCCUGUCGUCAUGUAGUGCUGUCGUUCUGCCGUCCUCUCGUCCUUGCUGUCCUGUCUUCCUGCCGUCUUGUCGUCCUACCGUCCUAUCGUCCUACUGUUCUACAUUCAUGUCGUGCUGUCGUCCUGCCGCCCUGUCGUCCUGCCAUCCUGUCGUCUUGCCGUCCUGUCGCCCUGCCGUCCUGUCGUCCUAUCGUCCUACUGUUCUGCAGUCAUGUCGUGCUGUCGUCCUGCCGUCCUGCUGUCCUGUCAUUCUGCUGUCCUGAUGUCCUCUCGUCGUGCCGUCCUAUGGUCGUGCCGUCCUGUGGUCGUGCCGUCCUGUGGUCGUGCCGUCCUGUCACCCUGUCGUCGUGCCGUCCUGUCGUUCUGCCAUCCUAUCGUCCUCCUGCUCUGCCGUCAUGUUGUCCUGUUGUCCUGUCGUCCUACCGUCCUACCGUCCUACCGUCCUACCGUCCUACCGACUGA